AUGGCAUUCUCUUUCGGCUUCUCAGGCGAUGAUAUAGAUGGCGUGAGCGAUACGCCCGCGCCACCGCCUCCGUCAAAACCGAGCGCCUUCCCCGUGGCCGGAAGACCACAACUUCCACCAACCCAUCAUGACCUUCCGGCCUUGCUCUCAACCUUACCUUCCAAGAUUGCUUUUAGUAACUUGAAUGUCAGUCUUGAUGAUGGAAGCUCGAUGCAAAUUCCCCGUCGAGAGCUCUGGGAUGUGAGGAUCCAGCUGAUGGCUGAGGAUGAGGGUCAGGCAGAGGGCAUGGAAGGGCUGGGAAGCCACGAUGUAAAGACGGGCGUUUAUGAGGGCGGCUUCAAGAGUUGGGAGAGCAGUCUUGAUCUAGUCAAGGUACUGGCAUCGGGAAACUACUUUUCCAAUGACGACGACGCGCCUGUGCGCAUAAUCGAGCUUGGUUGCGGUACCGCCCUACCCUCACUGGCAAUGUUCCAAUGGUCCCACGCAUCUACAUCGGAGUCCCCGAGACGGAUCUCCUUUGUGAUAGCUGACUACAAUCCUACCGUUCUCCAGCUCGUCACGCUGCCCAACUUCGUCCUCAGCUGGGCCCUCACACAGCAAGCCACCAUGCCGGCUCUGCAGGACGCAUUCGCCGAGGACGGAGAGCUCGAACUCUCGCGGGAAGUCAUUGACGCGUUCCAAGAAUUUCUCACAUCUCGUGGUAUCAGCUUGUCCUUCCUGUCAGGAGGCUGGUCCGAGCAGUUUGUCGACCUUGUCUACGGGCAUGCUCCACAGAAGGAUGCGUCAUCUGCCCUUAUCCUUGGAGCAGAGACGAUUUAUUCUCCAUCAGCAUUGCAAGCCUUUGCGGAGACCACGCUAUCUCUCCUUGAACGCGAGCGGGCUGCUGGUACUGCAAAGGCAGUGGCCCUGGUGGGUGCCAAGCAGCAUUACUUUGGCGUCGGAGGGUCACUCGAGGACUUUGUGAUCGAUGUCCAGGGAAGAGGAGCUAUAGUGGAAAAAUUGAGAGAAGAGACAGCCGGAGUUAGGCGUGGGGUUGUCAGCUGCACACUCCGAAAUGAUUUUUAA
Emericellopsis cladophorae is the source of this 1065-nucleotide messenger RNA. RefSeq names its product Histidine protein methyltransferase-like protein. Gene Ontology annotation, molecular function: protein-L-histidine N-tele-methyltransferase activity. The transcript has 2 exons. Gene Ontology annotation, biological process: peptidyl-histidine methylation, to form tele-methylhistidine. The coding region runs from base 1 to 1065 and encodes 354 amino acids. The record is from RefSeq and is a predicted model, not a curated record. Lineage: Eukaryota; Fungi; Ascomycota; Sordariomycetes; Hypocreales; Bionectriaceae.